This is a messenger RNA of Sclerotinia sclerotiorum 1980 UF-70, 348 nucleotides long. RefSeq lists its product as hypothetical. The transcript has 2 exons. NCBI's taxonomy places the organism in Eukaryota, Fungi, Ascomycota, Leotiomycetes, Helotiales, Sclerotiniaceae. The record is from RefSeq and is a predicted model, not a curated record. The coding region runs from base 1 to 348 and encodes 115 amino acids.
AUGACGUCCAAAACUCCCUAUGAAGACAUUAUACGCACUCGACUAACGGAAGAGUUAAAACCUACACGUCUUGAAAUAUUUAAUGAUUCAUCCAAACACUCACAUCACAAAGCUAUGGCUGGUUCCACAUCUCACGAAACACAUUUCCGGGUCGAGGUUACCUCGGAAGCUUUUGCCAAAAAGAUGCAACCCGCAAGACAUAGAAUGGUUUAUGCUUUGUUGAAGGAGGAAAUGGCGAAAGCAGGUGGAAUUCAUGCUUUACAGUUAAAGACGAGAACACCCGAUGAAGAGGCGCUGGAGAAGGCGAAGGAGGAAGGAGAGGCUGUUGCUGAAGCGAGUGGGCCUUAG